AGGAGCAGAGACGGUCCCGGGUGGCGCAUGUUGAUCGGAUACACGGCCAUUCGAGGCGCAUUGUGAGCAUCUCGGCGCUUUUUGAAGGGUUUGGCAACCCGCAUCCGAAAAUAGUGUUGGCUGUUAGAAAGUAGGUCGAUAGGAACUGAAAGCGACGGUUGUUUCCGCGCUUUUGUCUGUCUUCUUUGUUGUUUAGUGAGGACUGUUGGCUUUUUUUCUCUCCCUCCUUUUUUCCUCCCCUAGCCCACCCUUGUGUGGAGGUUUUACGCACAGGUGGGAGAUACCCGCUCAGCAUAGGACAGCCCCCCUCUCUGCUCCUCAGCGGAUGAUAUGAGGAAGUGACAUUUUUCACUGCUGCGGUUCGGGACAGCUCGGCUCCUCUGCAAACAGGUGUUCCGCUCUCCGGGUCACUUUCACUGAGAGACGACGGGGAAGCGUCCCGGAUCCAGAACCGAUCCACUACCUGAACGCAGGACAGCGGGGACCUAGAGAACCCUGCUCAAGUCUUGCUCUUUAUUAGCUGAUUGAACGGGCUCAGGCGGAGAGAGGGGAGCGAUGGCAACGAAAAAGGCGUGCGUGGAUGCGCCCAAGAGGAGCCGGAGUCCGGUCGUGUUGGAGGCUGAGAUGUUCAGAGAAUUCCAGGACUGGUGUCUGCGAACUUAUGGAGACUCCGGUAAAACAAAGACCGUUACCCGGCGGAAAUAUAACAAAAUCAUGCAGACACUGUUGCAGAACGACGAGUCAGACGGGGUGUACGUCGACAACAGCCACAUCAACGCCAAAUUCAAAUUCUGGGUGAAGUCCAAAGGAUUUCAGGUCGGAACCAACGUUCUGGGAGAGCACAACAAGAAGGGGGCACCAGGGAAACCUGUUCUAUAUGUACCGGUCAAGUCAACGUGUGCAGACGGGAAUUCGGCCCAGGACAACUCUUCCCUGAAGCGUGUGGCCGUUGUUGAGGACUUCUUUGACAUCAUCUAUGCCAUGCAUGUGGAGAUGGGCGCUGACCCAGGCAGAGCCCCCAAACACGCGGGGCAGAAGAAGACCUACAAAGCGAUAGCAGAGACCUAUGCCUUCCUGCCCAGAGAGGCGGUGACUCGGUUCCUAAUGAGCUGUGGAGAGUGUCAGAAGAGGAUGCACAUUAACCCCAGCACUGCAGAGUUCAAAGAAAAUGACCGACCCACCUCCCUAGUGCCAGACCUGAUUGAUUACAACAUGCCUCUUACUGCCACCUACCUGAAGCAGAUGAAGCUGCAGUGCAUGACAGCAACUGAGAGGCGUGAUUAUCCUAUAAUAUCCCCUCAGGAUGACAGUUCGGUGAGCAGCGAGGACAUGAACAACGCUGAGCCCACAUGGGUCGCAGCUGAGCAGCCAUCAGUGCCUGAGUCCAGCCCCCCCAACGGAGAGAGGGUCAGCAACCAGACCACCAUCAUAAAAGAGGAGGAGGACGAUGACUCCUCAGAGAGCGGUAGCGCUAACGGGGUGCCAGUCCUGACCACCCCCGAGGUGCUCGCUGUGGGUGGGAACCCCCCAGAUGGUGGGGCCUCCUACGGGGAUGUGACAGAGAAUGGGCUGAGUGCUCCCCUGGACUUCAGCACCACCUCAUCCUCCUCCUCUUCAGAGGAUCAGCAGCCGGUCAAUCUGAGCGACAGACUGCUGCCGGUUGGGAGCUCGCCGCCAAACUCCUACCCCACAGACCCAAACAAGAAGUACCCCAUCAAAGCAGAGUUCACCAACAAGUCGCCUCCUUACAGCUCAGGGAGCUAUGACUCUGUGAAAACUGAACUGAGCAUGAGCGCAGAGGACUUGACCUCUGGUCGGACGCAGAUCAAUGACGAUGAUGAUGAUGAUCAUGAUGACCAUGAUGAUAGUGACAAGAUCAACGAUGCUGAGGGAAUGGACCCAGAGAGACUUAAAGCCUUCAAUAUGUUUGUGCGUCUGUUCGUGGAUGAGAAUCUGGACCGCAUGGUGCCCAUCUCCAAGCAGCCCAAGGAGAAGAUCCAGGCCAUCAUCGAGUCCUGCAGUCGCCAGUUCCCAGAGUUCCAGGAGCGCUCCCGCAAGCGCAUUCGCACCUACCUCAAAUCCUGCCGCCGCAUGAAAAAAGGCGGCUUUGAGAUCCGACCAACUCCUCCUCACCUCACCUCUGCCAUGGCUGAGAACAUACUCGCUGCCGCCUGCGAGAGCGAAACCAGAAAUGCUGCCAAGAGAAUGCGGCUCGAUGUCUACCAAGCGACGGAUGAGCCCAUGUCUGUUGACAAACCAAUCACAAGGGAUCUGGCCACUGUGGCACCAACAGCAUUCUCCAUUUCCAGUGCCGCUUUUGCCCAAGACCAACUGUUCACCAACGGAGGCCUCAACUACAAUCUGCGAGGAUACGGGACAGUCGGCAGCAACCAGUCGAGCUCCGGUGCUGCACAAACCAACGGUCCCACAGAUCUGAGCAUGAAGUCCAUCGGCCCAAACUCCUCCUCCUCCAACAGUCACGGUCAGGGGGGCAGUGGGGGUGGGGCCUCGGCCCAGCUCAGCCCUCCGGAGGUGACGGCGGUGAGGCAGCUCAUCGCAGGCUACAGAGAGUCCGCGGCCUUCCUGCUUCGCUCUGCAGAUGAGCUGGAAAAUCUGAUCCUGCAGCAGAACUGAGCCAAACUGUGCCCCCCCCCCCCCCCCCCCCCCCAGCCUGUCCAUCUCCGUCCCUCGGUGUCUCACACAUUCAACCAGACUUUCACACUCAAAGAUACUUCAGUGGGUCCUGUAGGUGUGCUGCCUUCACGUAUGCCCACUCGUUUCUGUAUUUGGACAGGCCCAAACAUAUCACAGGCUGAAAAGAUGUUGAUUUAUGCAUUUGGUUCACUUUGACCUUAGUGCCCUGUUCCGUGUAGCCAUUCGUUCUGCUCAUUAUGCCACUGGAACCUCCAUUCGUCUCAGGAAGCGAAGUGAAGAAAUGACGUGCGUUAGUACAAAGACUGAACCACAGUUAACACCAAAUCAGUGAAUUCAUGUACACCAUUAGCUCUUUUUACACUGACGUUUAUUCUGCUGCACAGUGGCCCAGUUCUGAUCGGGCCGUCCGAGUCACGUUAAUCCACAGAAGGAUCGCUGCUAAAUGACGCCACUGCCCCGGUAACCUCAACAGCUACUGUACCGACCUAAAUAUACACCAAAAAAACACAAAAACAUUUAGAGAAAUAAAGAAAAACACGAGUGCUUUUCAGUUGGGGAUUUGACCAAAAGAACAGAUCAACCCUUAAGUGGUCGAAAUGGAAAAAGUGCUCAUUUUGACAUUUUAGUUUGAGGCUUGCUGGCAAACGGGACUAGUUUGGGAUACAUUUAAUGAUUUCUUUGGGGGGUGAAUCCUUUUAUUACAGGCUGUUUGUUAUUAUUUAUAAGAAGUAUGGGUAUGCAAGCUGAGGUCAGGGAAUAAACAUGAUUAGUUUAGAGUCCUGGUUGAAAACCAGUGCUACUGAAAAACAGAUUAAAAACGGUGCAAUAUAGAAGUGGAGUAGUAGUGGUUAGUGAAACGAGAGCGUAGGACGUCACCACCAUCCUCUCCCGCUGUAACAGAAAGGUUGUAAAAAAGAAAAGAUAUCCCAUGCAGCAUUGUAGCCAAUUUCAAUGUUGUUUGUUGUUGUUGCUAACCUCAGAACCGAGGCACUUUCCCGUGUUGGGAUCGUCAUGAGUUGGAGCAGAAAAGAAACGGGACCUGGCAGAAAAAGGGCACUUGAUGUUGCACGUUUUCUUUGGUUUUAUGUUGUUUUAUAUACCUGGAGGUUUGCUGAGUGGAGAAAGGCACAAACAGAGAAGCUUAACUGUUACUGACAGACGAGUGAAGGCAGGGUGCUGGGUGCAGCGCGAGGGCACAAACGGGACGACAUCCGCUCCUUCUGGCUUUGUCCGUCCGUCUGUCUGUCCGUGUCAACCCUUUUGACCACGUCAGACACUGAAUCACACCUCCCACUUUCUUCAUCGUGUCUGAAAACACACUGUUUGAAAAGAAGCAAGAGACAAUCUCUGAAGAAGAUGUAAAUACAUCACAGUUUACUCUCCCAGCUUUCUGCUAUGGUGUGUGUGCACACAUCUAUGUGUGUGUGUGUGUGUGUGUGUGUGUGUGUGUGUGUGUGUGUGUGUGUGUGUGUGUGUGUGUGUGUGUGUGUGUGUGUGUGUGUGUGUGUGUGUGUGUGUGUGUGUGUGUGUGUGUGUGUGUGUGUGUGUGUGUGUGUGUGUGUGUGUGUGUGUGUGUGUGUGUGUGUGUGUGUGUGUAAUCUGAAGACACACAAAAGUUCUCAAAGCAGACCUGGAGCACAGUUUAACAACUUUUACUGAUGAGUCACUCAGCACAAAACAGUUGUGCAAGUUUGUGUGUGUGUGUGUGUGUGUGUGUGUGUGUGUGUGUGUGUGUGUGUGUGUGUGUGUGUGUGUGUUUGUGUGUGUGUGUGUGUGUGUGUGUGUUUCUAUUUGUCUGUUUUUGUAUAAUAUGUUGAUCUGUGUCUGUGUGUAAGUGGAGUGACCCAGUUUGUACAACAUCAGUCUGUGAAACAUUCCAAUGACAAUGACACUCCGAGCGGCCAAAAAGCGGCUUGCACCUUAUCGAUUUGUCAAAAGUUACAGAGAUAUUUUUUUGUCUGUCACCUAUCUCUUUGCAAAUUUUCAUUUAUCUGUAUUUCACUCGUGCAGGGACGUGCAGGACCUAAAAGACCAUCUAACAUUUUACUGCCUUGUUGUGAUUGGGCUGCCAAAACAUUCCCAUUUAAAUUCUAUCGUCUAAAGGUAGGAAGCACUUUAUAGCUCAGGAUUAAGGUAACGCGAGAUGUGAUUUCAGUGUCUUUACCUCAUUUGGAGCAUCAGCUUCACUUCACACACUGAUUAUAACAGACACACAAUGUAGAAAUAUUCUACUUGAAUCAAUGUUGUACAAAAGUCCAUCUGAGGGGUGUUUGUUAACAGAGACUCAGAGAGAAAAAGCUCAGCUGAUGAGAAACCAAACACAUCCUUCAUCUGCUGCUUUAAAGUCAGACAUAAAGGGUCUAAAUCCUGCCUCAGCGCUUUUCUUCUUGCCAUCAGUUCUCAAAAUAAUCAGACACCUUAUAUUAGAAAGUGUUGAAUCUAAAUUAGUCACUUUAUUUCACAUUUGUUUAAGAGAAAAACAAUUAAUUGUCCUUUUAGAAAUCUAAACUACAAGUUUUUGAACAAGAAGUGGGCAGGUUGAGAGUUUAGCGGCCUGAACAGGAUAAAAACUCCGAUCACUCUCGUUUAAAUGGAUCAUUCACUUCUUUUGAAGCAGGUCAUGAAAAGCAUUUGGAACAACCUCAGCCUGGAGAAAUAGAAAGGAGCUAAUGGUUGUUCAGACUGGGGCCAGUUCUCAAACUGGUCAAAGCCGAACGUGAUUAUUUAUAAAUAAUUUACCACAGAAUCAAACAGAGGGUCUGUAACACCAAAUUAAAUACGCGGUUAAAAUGGAGUGUCAAUACACCCUCACCACUACGAUGAUUUUAAGAUUAGUUGUUUUUAAUUCCACUCUGUAGCCGGUUCGACUCUGACUAGCAGUUAGCUCAUCAUCCUUGUGAUACCUAAUAGGUGUUUCUCCAAACUGAGGUUGUUCAAACAUGUUGACUGCUCCACAAAAACCCACAUCAAGAAAUGUGAGCGAUGGCCUUAAGGUGGAUGUAUGAUUAUUCUGUUUGAGCUACUCUACAGGUUUUAGCCAUCAUUGUUUUAAACAACGAUUCUGGUCUGGCAGCAACUCAGACACAUGAACCUUCUGAACGAAGCGUUUUCUCUGUCCUCUUGUUUUUGACAACACCCCUCUGGACUCUGACAGAUGUAACCGUAGAUGGGUCCUCACAUGUCUUCCGUGUCUCCUCUGACCUGCUUGUUUGUUGCUGUCACCAUAGCAGAUCCUCGUUCCUUACAUGUCAGACUCCGGAGCUCGUUCCUACGACCGAACGCCUGCUCCCAGACGGACUUUCUGUCUGGGCAGAGUGAGGAAGUUUUAACUGUGUGCUGACGUUCCUGUGAUCAGCAGAAAAACACCUGUUGUCCUGUUUUGUUUUGGUUCUUUUCUAAUGAUGCCCAAUGAAUUUACUCUUUGUAUUGACUGAACAAUGUAAUCUAUUGGUGUUGAUUAAAAUGCCCUGGUAGCUUGUGGAUUGCUAAAGUGGUCAGAUAAAUGUACUGUAUAUCUGUACAAAGAGUGAUACAAGAUGUUUUGAACCUUUCUUUUUCUGUGGGUACAGCACUGUUAAAAAAUCAAAGUGGUUUUUAGCCCUUGCCUGUUUUACCUUAUCAUUUUGUGAUGGUCUGUGUAACUUCUAUUGUUAUUUAUGAUUUAUUUGACUUGUUGCCUCUCCUGCGCUGUAAAGAGACUGUAGCUCUGUGCAGGGGUUCGUACUGUAAACCCGUGUGAAGCUUUGUAUUUCUCCCUCUGGUUUUGGACUCAGUGAAAGUGUGAUGUUUACAUGUACAGUUUUUCAAAGGAUGUUUUUCUUGUUUUGUUUUAUUUAGACAUUUUAUUCUCCCUCCCCUCAUUUAUUCCUCUAAUCUGUGUUCAUUUGGUUAAAUUUUUUUUUUGUUGCUUCAUUGCAUCAACUUCAGGCGUGACCUCCUCGACCUCCUGGUCACAUGGUCAGUGUGCGCCGUGACAGCUGGCUGAGGUCGGCUCAGCGUUGUGGUGGCUUCCAGCAUUUAAAGAGGUGGUAUUUUAAAAUAAGAGGAAAAAGUAAGGGAGUGUCACAACUUCUCAAAGUGGACCAGCAAAGAUUUAUCAAGGAUUAAGAUGAUUUUCUCUAAUGGUUUUUAAAAAUGGCCUAAACAUUUAUGAAACUACAGUAAGUGCUCAUAAUCUCUUAGUGUCCUGGCACAAUGUCAGGGAAAACUCCUCGUCCUUAAUCCGACUGGUGCCCUGAAAGGUACACUUUGACCUGUUGUGACAUCUCCUCGGUAUCAUAAAAGCCAUUCCCCUCUUCUGGCCUUUUAGGGGGAACCCAUAAACCUCAGGAAAUACUGAAUCUCCAAGUUUAGUUUUAUCCGCUAAUUUCUUCUGAAACGAGAUUCAAAUCUCUUAAAAAAAACAUUAACAUUUAUAUGAGAUGUCUAUUGUUUUGUACAUUUAUCAUUGUGAUUUAAAAGUGGAGCUUUUCCAGUACAUGUGACUUAAUAUUUUAAUUUUUUCAGUGUUUAUUGGUAUUGAUAUUUAUUAAUAUAUGUGAAACUGCAAAAAAAGUAAAAAAAAAAAAACACAAAGCAAAAGGUUGAACCUUUUACAUUGGUAUGUUUCAUGCAAAACUGUCCAGGUGAGAUUCUCUCUGCCUAUUACAUAUCACUAACGAGGGACCUGUGUUUGUUUGGAAAUAGCGCUUUUUCAGUGUUGCAUCAACGCUAUGAAAAACAACAAAAACACACAAAAAUAAAGAAAAACAAAACAAAAAAAUUAAAUACAAAUAGAGAGAAAACACUGGUUUACCAACAGCAGAAUUGUAUGGCUCUCCGCUUCUCCUGAGAUGUCAGUAAUUGAAUAAAACAGUGCGAUGAGCUAUCAAACUGA
Nothobranchius furzeri (turquoise killifish) is the source of this 7531-nucleotide messenger RNA. RefSeq names its product nucleolar protein 4-like a (gene nol4la). Lineage: Eukaryota; Metazoa; Chordata; Actinopteri; Cyprinodontiformes; Nothobranchiidae. The record is from RefSeq and is a predicted model, not a curated record.